GAGCAUUGAGGGGCGGGUCACAGGUUGGAGAUCCGGAUCCGGAGCGGCUGAAAGGCGGAAGUGGAGGCCCGAGCCUGGGACACAGCCGGGGGGAGAGGAUCGGAACCUGUCCGAGCCCGGGCCCUAAGUAACGCCGCCGCCCCGGAGCCGCCUUGGAGGCCCCCUCCCCACUAAGUGCCUCUGCGUAGCGCCGGCCCCACCCCACGCUCACUGGUACCUCGACAGCGGGAAGGGCCAUGGCGGGUCGGGGAGGUGCAGCGAGACCCAAUGGACCAGCAUCAGGGAACAAGAUCUGUCAGUUUAAGCUGGUCCUGCUGGGGGAGUCUGCGGUGGGCAAGUCCAGCCUCGUCCUCCGCUUUGUCAAGGGCCAGUUUCAUGAGUACCAGGAGAGCACAAUUGGAGCGGCCUUCCUCACACAGACCGUCUGCUUGGACGACACAACAGUCAAGUUUGAGAUCUGGGACACAGCUGGACAGGAGCGAUAUCACAGUCUGGCCCCCAUGUACUAUCGGGGGGCCCAGGCUGCCAUCGUGGUCUAUGACAUCACCAACACAGAUACAUUUGCACGGGCCAAGAAUUGGGUGAAGGAGUUACAGAGGCAGGCCAGCCCCAACAUCGUCAUCGCACUCGCGGGUAACAAGGCGGACUUGGCCAGCAAGAGAGCCGUGGAAUUCCAGGAAGCACAAGCCUAUGCAGAUGACAAUAGUUUGCUGUUCAUGGAGACAUCAGCAAAGACCGCAAUGAACGUGAAUGAAAUUUUCAUGGCAAUAGCGAAGAAGCUUCCCAAGAAUGAGCCCCAGAACGCAGCUGGUGCUCCCGGCCGGAACCGAGGUGUGGAUCUGCAGGAGAACAGCCCAGCCAGCCGGAGCCAGUGCUGCGGCAACUGAGCCCUCCCCGCCCGCGCCGCCUUCUCCGCCCACAGCGCGCCCGAGCUAGCGAGCCAGCGAGCGACUGGAACCCACUCUAACCAAUCGUACUUAACGACUCGGGCCACCGCCAGGGGUGGGGGUGCAGGGGGAGCGGUCCACCAUGAUUUCUUCACAUAAUUUUGCUCAUAGGGUGGAGUAAUUAUUCCACCUGCACCUUUCUGUACAAUACUAAUUCAAUUUUAAGUCUUAAGUCACUUUUUUAAUAUAUAUGAUCUGCUCUUCCCACUUCCUGCCCUUUCUACUGCUCUCCCACUCUUCCUUUGCUGGUAGUGUGCCCCCAUCCUUGAGUCUUGGAAGGGUAGAGCAGUUACCCUUCCUUUCCGCUCGCUGGUUAGCGAUCAGCAAGAGCAUCUUAUCCUGACUGUAUUUGGAGUGGGCUUGGUUUUGACAGUGGGGCAGGCCUUAGGGGUUCUGGAAGGGAGAGCUUUUCUUCAGCUGACCGUCACCAGGCUGCAGACCCCAAACCCCCAGCCCUGACUCACAGCUGAAGAGAAACCACAGCAUCACCACAGCAUUAUCGUGACAGCCAUGAACUCAUCGCCCACAACCCGCCCCUGCCCCCUCACCCUAGGUCACCCUGACCUCUGGCUCUGAGCCCUGUUCUGACCAAAUCACGAUGAGAAGUAUUUGGGGAGGGGUGGGUGAGGGGGGAUCGGGAGGGGUGGAACCAACUUUUUCUGUAUUUUGUAUUGUAUGUUUUCUUCAACAUGUAACCAAUCAGUAUCUUGUCAAUAUAGUCAGCCGAUCGAUCGACCUCUA
This is a messenger RNA of Condylura cristata (star-nosed mole), 1688 nucleotides long. It is a transcript of the gene RAB5C, whose product is annotated as RAB5C, member RAS oncogene family. Gene Ontology annotation, molecular function: GTPase activity; GTP binding. The transcript is spliced from 6 exons. NCBI's taxonomy places the organism in Eukaryota, Metazoa, Chordata, Mammalia, Eulipotyphla, Talpidae. The record is from RefSeq and is a predicted model, not a curated record. Bases 237 to 887 code for a protein of 216 amino acids.